UCUGCAGAUAAGCAAUUUUAGAAAAGUUUCGGAUGGCUCUACAAACAGGGUGUAACUAAUAGAAAUAAAAGCAUCAAAAAUGUAAAAUACUGGAUACUAUAUAUUUUUAACUAUGUCAUCUAUUUGAAACUGAGAACAACGCGUUAAAUCUAAAGAAGCAUAACGGUAUCAGGUAAAAAGAAUAUCUAGCAUAUAUAUAAUAGUCUGUAACUGUUAUUCUUCAAGCAGAGUUUUAACCAUGAGUUUAUUCACCACAAGAAUCAUUAUGUCAAAAAGAAAUUUACGGUCGCGAAUUGCUACAAUUUGUCAGACCAACAACUUUGGAAGUACACACUAUGUGAGGAGAUAUUUUGGUCAUGUUGACUCAGAAAUCGUUCGGGCAUAUGAAGGAGAGAGAGUGGCGGAACAAUAUGCAAAAUAUAGGCCUUCUUAUCCAACUAUUGUGCCGGACGCUAUCAUGAAAUAUUUAAAGAAGGGGCGUUUUGUAAAAGGGCAAGGAAAGUAUGGGAAAAUGCUCGAUGUUGGAUGUGGAAAUGGUAUAUUGUCAACACAGAUAUUUGCUCCACAUUUUACCUCAAUAUUGGGGAUAGAUAUUAGUGAGGCUCAAAUAAAUAAGGCACGCAAGUUGAAUACGUAUCCGAAUAUUGUUUAUGAAAUUAGUGAUGGAUACACAUUUCCUGUUGAAGAUAGUAGUGUUGAUUUGAUCACUUGUGCAUCGGCAAUUCAUUUUAUGGAUGUAAAGAAAUUUGAAGAAGAAUGCGAACGUGUUUUGAAGCCUGGUGGCUGUUGCGCUGCGUAUGUCCUUAAUUUUAGAACAGCUAUUGCCUUCGGAAAAAAUCGUCAUCUGGCACCGUUGUCGUUGAGAGGCAUACUUGUUAAUUACUUUAAUAACAUUCAAAUGCACCCACGGAGUUUCUCUGCAAUAGAUGGCAACCGAACAGUCUAUAACCAAAUUCAAAACAACUCAAAGGCGUAUCUUCAUCUGCUGAGACAGUAUAAACGCAUGAGAUUUUCAGAGUUCAAGGACAUAUUUAGAACAGCUGGAGAAUAUAUUACUAUGAUGCAAAACAGCGAAACACGUAUAGACCCGGUUGAAAUACUUGGCAACGAAAUGAAAGAGGGUUUGUAUUUAGAAGACACUGCCGAUAAUGAUAUCGAACUUAUUGUUGAACAUGAAUAUCCUACCUUCGUAUUUAGAAACCAAAAAUAAUUUACAAAAAUUACAGACUUCAUUUUUAUAGUCCAAGUAUGGCACUGGACUCGUAUGCUCACAAUCUGUUGUUUACUAAUCUUCCAAUGCCUCAACGCAAUUGCAUUUUUCCAUUUGCCUCAUUUUGUACGUAAACUGACUGGUAUAACAUUGGAUUGACGGCUUAAUCAUACGGUUAUGUUUUUAUGAGAAUAGUUAACCAGGUAUUCAUUUCAGAUGCAUGAACUUGAAUAUUUUAUAUACCAUAAGAAUGAAGCAAUAGCCCUCGCAGGAUUUUUUUUUAUAUUGUAAGUGUAUAUUAUUGAAGAGCUAUUUGGUGUGGAUAUUGCUUUGAUAACUUGUAAAAACAGUCAUAUUUUCAUCAUUAAUAUUAUUCCAUGUUCAAUUAUACAUUCAUUUUCACUAUAAGAUAGAAUAUACAUAUCUAUAAAUGCACCUUUGCCUAAGAAGUGAUCAUUUUUAUUUUAAAUGACGUUUUUCGUCUUUGAGACAAAUAAGAUCAACUUUAUUCUAUGGACAUUGUUCGUAAAAAAGUAUAUAUUUAGCAAUAAAUUUUGUUUUGGAA
This is a messenger RNA of Styela clava, 1775 nucleotides long. NCBI's taxonomy places the organism in Eukaryota, Metazoa, Chordata, Ascidiacea, Stolidobranchia, Styelidae. The record is from RefSeq and is a predicted model, not a curated record.